UCACGUGCCAAUACAUUCGCGCAUGCGCAGCAUCUGAAAAUUCAAACUGGACGGCGGUUAUCGUUGAGAGUGAAAAGAACGAAAACAAAGGUAAAAUAUUUGUAGUGCUGCAUCAAAAGUGCUGCGAAAAUGACGAGCACGAUGAAAACCAUCACCCUGAAAGGCAGCGCCGAGCUGGUUGCUGAGUUUUUCUCGUUCGGCAUCAACAGCAUCCUGUUCCAGCGUGGCAUCUACCCUCCAGAGACCUUCAGCAUAAUCUCCCACUAUGACAUGAGCCUUCAGUUCACCACUGACCCCAAACUGAAGAACUACCUGACCAACGUGGUGUCUCAACUCAAAGAGUGGCUGUUUGAGUGCACAGUGCAAAAGCUGGUUCUGGUCAUUACAGGCUUGGAAACCAAUGAGGUGCUGGAGAGAUGGCAGUUUGACAUCGAGUGCGACAAGUCGGCAAAGGAGAGCAGUACUCCCAGAGAGAAAUCCAUCAAGACCAUACAAGACGAGAUACGCUCAGUACUCAGGCAGGUAACAGCCACGGUCACGUUCCUGCCCCUACUGGACACUCCAUGUGCAUUUGACCUCCUGGUAUACACCGACAAAGACCAGAUUGUUCCAGAAAAGUGGGAGGAGUCAGGCCCUCAGAUGAUUGACCAAUCGGAGGAAGUUCGUCUGCGAUCCUUCACCACCACCAUCCACAAGGUGAACAGCAGUGUGGCGUAUAAGAGAAACAACUCUGCUUAAACAUUCUCCCUGGUUGUGACCCCCACAUCCAACCACUGUCCUCUGUGGACAUUAGUACAUUUUACUGUGUCCUGUCCUACUUCACUGUCCGUGUAUGUGACCUCUCCUCUUCUGCCUUCCUCCCAUUUGUGUGUUUGUGCACACAUGGACACAAGUCUGGGUCCAUGCCGUUGUAAAUAUUUAUCCGAAGCAAUGAAUUUUCUGUUUUCUUUAACUAUGUCAUCUUUGUUCUUGUUUGUGAAGCUCUUUUUAGAAGCUCGUAGUGUGUAUGUUUGUCUUUUAGAAGAUGGUAAAAUAAAUAAAUAUAAUUUUUCUCAAUAAAAA
Messenger RNA from Cynoglossus semilaevis (tongue sole), 1062 nucleotides. It is a transcript of the gene mad2l1, whose product is annotated as MAD2 mitotic arrest deficient-like 1 (yeast). NCBI's taxonomy places the organism in Eukaryota, Metazoa, Chordata, Actinopteri, Pleuronectiformes, Cynoglossidae. The record is from RefSeq and is a predicted model, not a curated record. Gene Ontology annotation, cellular component: kinetochore; cytoplasm; nucleoplasm. The coding region runs from base 130 to 738 and encodes 202 amino acids. The transcript has 5 exons. Gene Ontology annotation, biological process: mitotic spindle assembly checkpoint signaling.